GGGCAGUGGCAGUGCUGGGACCAUGUCAUACAGAAACAACCAGUAAUAUCCCUGGCUCACCCCCUCACCUCCCUGUAUUGGGUGUGCCACCCCACAAGAUGAUCUCACGGCAGAAAUUACGGCCAGGGUCAGGAUGUUUAUCGGUCAAGGUCGUUAUGGAUGGACCAAUCAGAGUUUUAGAAAUAGCUGACAGACAAUCUACUGAAAUUGUCCACUGUGAAUUGAAGGAUAUGAGUGAUUGGGAGGUUUACGACGUCUCAGAAAGAGUUCAAGGAUCAACUGAGGAAAUUAUUGGACCAAAACAAUUAGAAGUGACAAUGUCAUUAAAAGGUGGAUUAGGUAUAUCUGUUAUAAAUCAUCUACCAGAAGAAUUGUUAUAUAUUAAACUGAGUAAUAUCAGUUUGGAGGUUGUUAAAUCAUCAGCUUUACUAACAGUAGAAACUAGUGUAGCUUCUGUACAGGUUGAUAAUCAGAUGAUAGGAGCAAGUCGUCCAGUGGUGUUAUUUGUUACUCAGACAAACCAGCGUGAAACAGUUGAUAAUACUCCAGCUUUAUUUAUAACAGCUCAUAAACUACCUAGUGGCAAGUGGAACGCUGAAAUAUACAAGCAUGUAAUUGUAACAACUAAAAGAUUAACAAUAUUACUAGAAGAGAGGUUGAUAUUAAAGUUAUUGUUGUUAUUGGGAUAUGAAACAAACGGAUCAGAUAUGGUCCAACUAGAUGAUAAUAACCAUCAAGUGUUACCAACAUCCUCUACCAUCCAGGCUACAAGAUAUUAUUUUAGUUCAUUAAAGAUUAAAACUGGUCGAGUAACGUUAAGUAUGGCCACGUCUAGCAAUCUAUCUCCUGAUCUUCAGCUAGUUAAACACAGUCUGGCUGUUCCUCUCAUAGCCUUCGAAGAUGCCAAAGUGGAUUUAGGAGCAGGAAAGGGAAUUGUUGGAACAGUUACUAAACCUGUCACAGGUGUUUUAGAUUUUACAUCUGGGGUGGCAAACGCUGUCCGUGAUAAAAGUCAGGUAUCUUCCAAACAACAUCCACCUCGUAGUCGAGAUCCUCGUGUCAGUCCUGGUAUACAUGGAGUUAUCUCCACCUACAGUCCCUCGCUAGCUCGAGCUCAACUACAUCUUUAUAAUCUCAACAACAAUAAUCAUAAUGAAUAG
Lottia gigantea (owl limpet) is the source of this 1160-nucleotide messenger RNA. RefSeq lists its product as hypothetical. Lineage: Eukaryota; Metazoa; Mollusca; Gastropoda; Lottiidae. The annotation marks the transcript as partial. Gene Ontology annotation, biological process: protein targeting to vacuole; mitochondrion organization; protein retention in Golgi apparatus. The transcript is spliced from 7 exons. Gene Ontology annotation, cellular component: extrinsic component of membrane. The record is from RefSeq and is a predicted model, not a curated record.